Molecule: messenger RNA, 1161 nt
Organism: Schistocerca cancellata (South American locust)
Lineage: Eukaryota; Metazoa; Arthropoda; Insecta; Orthoptera; Acrididae
Product: trophinin-like
Exons: 2
Coding region: 1-1161 (386 amino acids)
Source: RefSeq, a predicted model, not a curated record
AUGAGGGCUGCCUUCGCAGGGAGUGCUGCCUUCGCAUGGGGUGGUGCCUUUGCAAGGUAUGCUGCCUUCGCAGGGAGUGCUGCCUUUGCACAGAGUGCUGCCUUCACAAGGAGUGAUGCCUUCGCAAGGAGUGCUGCGUUCUCUAGGAAUGCUGCCUUCACAGGGAGUGCUGCCUUCACAAGGGAUGGUGCCUACGCAUGUGGUGCUGCCUUCGCACGGAGUGCUGCCUUCGCAAGUAGUGGUGGAUUCGCAAGGGGUGCUGCCUUCGCACGGAGUGCUGUCUUUGCACAGAGUGCUGCCUUUGCACGGAGUGCUGUCUCCGCACGGAAAGCAACCUUCGCAAGUAGUGCUUCCUUUGCACGGUAUGCUGCCUUUGCAAGUAGUUCAGCCUUCGCAAGGAGUGCUGCCUUCUCAAGGAGUGCUGCCUUCUCAAGGAGUGCUGCCUUCGCAAGGAGUGCUUCCUUCACAAAGAGGGCUGCCUCAGCAGGGAUGGCUGCCUUCGCAUGUAGUGCUGCCUUUGCACGGAGUGCUGCCUUUGCACAGGGUGCUGCCGUCGCAAGGAGUGUUGCCUUCGCUAGGAGUGCUGCCUUCGCUAGGAGUGAUGCCUUCACAGGGGGUGCUGCGUUUGCUAGGAUUGCUGCCUUCGCACGGAGUGCUGCUUUCACUAGGAGUGCUCCCUUCGCAGGGAGUGCUGCCCUCGCACGGAGUGCUGCCUUCGCAGGGAGUGCUGCCUUCACAAGGGGUGGUGCCUUCGCAAGGAGUGCUGCCUUCGCAGUGAGUGCUGCCUUGCUAGGAGUGUUGCCUUCGCAAGGAGUGCUGCCUUUGCAAGGAGUGCUGCCUUCCAAGGAGUGCUGCCUUCGCAGGGAGUGCUGCCUUCCAAGGAGUGCUGCCUUCGCAACGAGUGUUGCCUUCACAAGGAGUGCUGCCUUUGGAAGGAGUGCUGCCUUCGCAAUUAGGGCUGCCUUCGCAGGGAGUGCUGCCUUAGCAAGGGGUGGUGCCUUCGCAAGGAGUGCUGCAUUCGCAAGGAUUGCUGCCUUUGCACAGACUGCUGCCUUCGCAAGGAGUGCUGCCUUCGCAAGGAGUGGUGUGCUGUCUUUGCAAGAUGUGCUGCCUUCGCAAGCAGUGCUGCCUUCACAUGGCAUGCUGCCCUACAAGGCAUGA